This is a messenger RNA of Gadus chalcogrammus (walleye pollock), 3113 nucleotides long. It is a transcript of the gene ap1m3, whose product is annotated as adaptor related protein complex 1 subunit mu 3. The coding region runs from base 214 to 1485 and encodes 423 amino acids. Gene Ontology annotation, cellular component: clathrin adaptor complex; clathrin-coated vesicle. Gene Ontology annotation, biological process: intracellular protein transport; vesicle-mediated transport. NCBI's taxonomy places the organism in Eukaryota, Metazoa, Chordata, Actinopteri, Gadiformes, Gadidae. The record is from RefSeq and is a predicted model, not a curated record. Gene Ontology annotation, molecular function: clathrin-cargo adaptor activity. The transcript has 12 exons.
GAGCGAGCGCCAGAGAGACUAGACCCAAUCCUAUGGGUUGGGUGUUUAGAAGCUGCUUGACAGGUCUGCGCGUGAAGCUAAAUGACUGCUCGUGCGACUACCCGGAAAACAGCGCGAGGACUCAGAGAAGCAGAGGAGAUGAAGGCUCGUGCGGCGAUUCUCUCCUUUUAACGAGCCCAAAGUUCACCGGAUUUAUUACCAUCUACCAACAACAUGUCGGCGUCCGCCGUGUUCAUCCUGGACCUGAAGGGCAAGGUGCUGAUCUGUCGUAACUACAAGGGCAACACAGACAUGAACCAGAUCGAUCACUUCAUGCCCCUCCUCAUGAAGAAGGAGGAGGAUGGGGAGAUCACCCCCAUCAUCACCCACGGCAACACGCACUUCCUGUGGAUCAAGCACAGCAACCUCUACUUGGUGGCUACGACCAGGAAGAACGCCAACGCUGCCCUGGUAUACUCCUUCCUCUAUAAAAUCACACAGGUGUUCAAAGAGUACUUCAAGGAGCUCGAGGAGGAGAGUAUCCGGGACAACUUUGUGACGGUGUACGAACUGAUGGACGAGGUCAUGGACUUUGGCUUCCCACAGACGACCGACAGCAAGAUCCUGCAAGAGUACAUCACUCAGCAGGGCCACAAGCUGGAGGUGGGGGCCCCCCGGCCCCCGGCCACCGUGACCAACGCCGUGUCCUGGCGCUCAGAGGGCAUCAAGUACCGGAAGAACGAGGUGUUCAUGGACGUCAUCGAGUCCGUCAACCUACUGGUGAGUGCGUCGGGCAGCGUGCUCAGCAGUGAGAUCCUCGGCUCCGUGAAGCUGAGGACGGUUCUCUCCGGGAUGCCGGAGCUCCGGCUGGGCCUCAACGACAAGGUGCUCUUCGAGAUCACCGGCAGGGAGAAGAGCAAGGCGGUGGAGCUGGAGGACGUGAAGUUCCACCAGUGUGUGCGUCUGUCGCGCUUCGAGAACGACCGCACGAUCUCCUUCAUCCCCCCGGACGGCGAGAGCGAGCUCAUGUCCUACCGGCUGAACACCGCGGUGAAGCCCCUCAUUUGGAUCGAGAGCGUGAUUGAAAAAUUCUCCCACAGCCGAGUGGAGAUCAAAGUCAAGGCCCGGAGUCAGUUCAAGAACCGCUCCACAGCCAACAACGUGUCCAUACUGGUCCCCGUGCCCAGCGACGCCGACUCGCCCCGCUUCAAAACCAGCAUGGGCAGCGCCAAGUGGGUCCCGGAGCAGAACGUGGUGCAGUGGAACAUCAAGGCCUUCCCGGGCGGUAAGGAGUACAUGAUGAGGGCGAGCUUCGGGCUGCCCAGCGUGGAGAGCGAAGAGCUGGAGGGCAAGCGGCCAAUCACAGUCAACUUUGAGAUCCCCUACUUCACCGUGUCAGGGAUCCAGGUUCGCUAUUUGAAGAUCAUCGAGAAGAGCGGCUACCAGGCGUUGCCAUGGGUGCGCUACAUCACGCAGAGCGGAGAUUACCAGCUGCGGACCACCUAAAGGCCCCUUGAGACCAACCGAUGAAUCCUUCCUCACCUUCUGCUCCGUCUCCUGCUGUCUGCCUCCCUUCUCCCCUCCUCACAGCCGAGGGACCAGCCCAGAGGAGAAGGUUACCCCGGCCUGGGGACUGGUUCUCUACACCCUGCUGGAGCUAAUGAGGCUCCACAGGCCUCCAGAACCUCCACCUCUGCAUCGCACUCUGGUGCGAUGCAGAGAUUCUCCACAAUAUUUAAAUAUAUUUUUGUUUUUAGAAAGGAAAUCAAUAGUAAGGAAAUUAUUCCACAGUGCCAUGACACCAUGCAAAGUGCACGUUAUAUAUAGUGUGUUGGUACACCAGCAAUAUUCUCUACUACAACUUCCAAGCUGUAAAACAAUAACAUUGUUUGUUCGCCUUUUAGAUCUUUUAUAACCACAGGGCAUACACUUCUCGUCAACAUGUCCUCAAAAUUGAAUCAUGGCUUUAACCUAUCUUAAGGACCAGGAAAUGAGUCUGUUCCUCUUGUAACAUUAUUAGAACCCGACGUUGGCCUGAAUCAAUUGGAACCAGCAGCGACCAAGUUAUUUACCAAAAUGUUUUUUUACUACUUGAAAUUAAAUGUAAGGCCUCCAGUGGCCUUGGGACUGUUCUCAACCCUGUGUGACUCUGCCUUACCCCCGCUGCACUGGAACGGACACCAGCCGCGAUCACUGAUCAAUAAUGCACAUUAUGGUCAUGGCUGCUGGCGCUGUGUAACACAAUAUGGUGUAGGGCCCCACAGGGCCAUUCACUGGUACUGGUGCUUUACCCGGGCACCAGGGGGCCAUUCACUGGUACUGGUGCUUUACCCGGGCACCAGGGGGCCACUCACUGGUACUGGUGCUUUACCCGGGCACCAGGGGGCCAUUCACUGGUACUGGUGCUUUCCCCGGGCACCAGGGGGCCAUUCACUGGUACUGGUGCUUUCCCCGGGCACCAGGGGGCCACUCACUCAGGUGCUCGUCGUCCCUGGAGCCCAGGGGGAAGACACUGAAGGAAUGAGCACCAGACGGCCAAUCUCGGUCAUAUCUCAUUAUUACUGCUGUCCAGGUUUGCUCGUUGUCCUCUAGUUGAAAAAGAGAAAAACUAUCAAAAUAAUGGGCUGAACUCAGUGGUCAAACUGGUGGAAACGGAAUAUCGAUGUUCUGUUUGGUUCUUCAAGACUGAUCAAGUUGUAUAUUGGCCCAAAUGGCUCAUGUCACAAUAUUCCAUUAUGUCCAUGACUUGUCAUUGGCAGCCUUUGGCAUUUAAUAAUCAUAAUAAUUGAAAAGUUGGUGUGUGAGUGUGUGUGAUAUAUUGAUCAGUCACUCUUCAUGAAUUGUAGGAAUGGGAUAUAUUAGUAAUUCUGUUUUUUCAGAGCUGCGAUGAAAUGGAACAAGCCUCCGACUAGUCUUCUCACACACCUACACUCACCCUGCAGUGUGAACUACACGUUGUUUUGUCCGGAAAUAGGGUUUCCUUUAUCUUUUAUCUUAAUCUUUGAACACUUCAGGUAACAUUGGAAGCUAUCCUAAAACGCUUGUGGUUGUACGAGUAUCAUCGGUGUACGCUUUGGCCCUGCUGUGACCAUGUAGGAAGGAGCUCCCCUUCUUACCGCAACGUUCUUCAGGCA